Puccinia triticina is the source of this 276-nucleotide messenger RNA. RefSeq lists its product as uncharacterized. The transcript has a single exon. The coding region runs from base 1 to 276 and encodes 91 amino acids. NCBI's taxonomy places the organism in Eukaryota, Fungi, Basidiomycota, Pucciniomycetes, Pucciniales, Pucciniaceae. The record is from RefSeq and is a predicted model, not a curated record.
AUGGCGCUAGAGGCCCAAAUGUCAGGCGAUGCGGCGAAAGCAGAUAAGAUCUUGAACGCUUUACCAGGGAUCUCCAAAGAAGAACAACCAAAAAAAGCCGCCUUGACCGUAGUGAAGCACAUGGAGAAAGAGAAGGGAAACGUGGAGCCGGUGAAGGAAAACAGUAUUGUGCUGUUCCGAACCAAAGUCAAUACGUUCCUAGACCAAGGACUUCCUCCGUUCUUUGACAGGAAUAUGAAAGAGAUAAAAGGCAAGCAAACGUCCCUUCACCAAUAA